AUGAAUCGGAUAUUGGUAUUGGCGCUUUCUCUCUUUUUCCUCCAUGCCGGUUGCAAUGGUCAGUUUGGGCCCUACUUGAAAUCUCGGACGAAACAUUUUCAAAACCGUGACUUUUUCCUAUUUUCAAUAAAAGAGACGAUUUUCCGAGUGAAAAAUCGGUCAUUAUUCCCAAGACAGGGCCUAGCACAGCUUUUCAGCAGCGGAUCGCUCAGCCAUUCCGUGCAAUCCGAACUUGAUGCUGCCGAAAACCUUCUCGUGGUCCUACUGCAGUCAAUUCGGUCAGCUAGUUUCCAUCGGAAAAAUCGAUGACUCGAGUGUCAUCAAAUCAUCAAAAGAGUGCAAUUAUAACAGGUUCAAAAGCAUAUAACGACAAGGAGAAAGUCAUUUUUCCGUUCAGAGACUGCUCAAAAUUCGAUUCGAACGUUUGUGUGAAUGAGGAGUCGGGACGAAGUCGUUUCUGCUACAAGAAUCCUUUGCUCCAACUUCCCUCCGUCGCAUGGGUCGUUGUCAGUUACAUCCUUUGGCUCUUCUUCGGAUUCGCUUUUCUUCUCAAUUAUAUUUAUUUUUUCGAAAAGUAUUGCUAAAUAAAUGUUGCUUACGAAUGAUCUCUUUUUUGCAACCGAUUUGCAACCAGAAAAAGAUGACGCGCGGCCGGGCAACAAAAAAUGGUUUCCGGCAAAGUGUCAAAUCAGUGCGCGAGACGACAAACACGUGCGAUAUAAAAGGAACGAGCGGCGGGCGGAAAGGAUAUCACUGGAACAGCAAUGACCAAAAUCGUUCUUUGCUCGCUUUUCGCUCUCGUCGCACUGGUUACCAUUUCCCAGGUAUCACAGUCGAACCAAUCGCCCAGUUCUUGAUCGCAGUGCUCUUCAGGUUCACUCGGCAGUUCUUCCGAUCUCUUCGACCGAACUGGCCACAGUUCCGCAUGCUUCUUCUGAAGAGACUUCUGUGGACACUCUCGGAUCUUCUCGAGUGAAGAGAAGCGGAGGGUGCGGAUGCUGUGGAUGCGGAUGCUGUGGAUGCGGGGGCGGAGGCGGAGGAUGCGGAUGCUGCUGCUGUAGACCACGGUUAGUUCCUUUUCCAGUUCGAACGCGAUCCGUCGUUUCAGAUGCUGCUGCCGCUGCACGUGCUGCCGAACUUGCUGUUGCACGAGAUGCUGCACUUGCUGCCGUCCGUGCUGCUGUGGAUGCGGUACCUUUUUCCUCAUCCCCGAUUCUCCUCUUCAAUUGAUCUUAUUUCAGGAUGUGGCUGUGGAUGCUGCGGAUGCGGAGGCGGAGGACGAAAGCGUCGUUCCCUCCAGAAUCUCAGAAUCGACGAAGCCAACCGUGCUCUGGGAAUCAAGAGAAGACCUUCUGGAACAAAGUGCUAA
Caenorhabditis sp. 36 PRJEB53466 is the source of this 1369-nucleotide messenger RNA. The record is from the annotation of a GenBank genome assembly. NCBI's taxonomy places the organism in Eukaryota, Metazoa, Nematoda, Chromadorea, Rhabditida, Rhabditidae.